This is a messenger RNA of Vavraia culicis subsp. floridensis, 372 nucleotides long. RefSeq lists its product as uncharacterized. The record is from RefSeq and is a predicted model, not a curated record. NCBI's taxonomy places the organism in Eukaryota, Fungi, Microsporidia, Pleistophoridae. The transcript has a single exon. Bases 1 to 372 code for a protein of 123 amino acids.
AUGAACCACUUUCUUUUCACCCACCUAACCACUCUGAUCCGCACACUGCCAAACCAACACAUCCCCACCCUACUCUCCCUGCUCCGUUCUCAGAGACUCACUUCCGCCCAGAAAUCGGCGCUAAACGCCUCAAUUCUCAAACAAUGCGUGCAUCUACGACUUGCACGAAAGAAAAGGGUGAAGGAUGCGCUGCUCAUACUUAAUACGAACAAAGACGUGUUUUUGAAGGUUUGUGUGCUUGUUAAGAUCUAUUUUAUGGUUAGGGAUAGGCGGUUCUUGGUGUGUGCGGGGGUGCUGGGCAGGAAGUAUGGGAUGCGGAGAGUUGUGAGGAUUAUAAAGAAAAUAUGGAUUAAUGAAAGGAACGGGAAUUGA